CUUCUGUGUUGUAGGUAGACGUGUCUGUGAUGUGACUGAGUUUCAUCUUGUGCACAUUAUUUAUCUGUGGACGUUUUUCUUGUUUGAAGUCACAGACGAGAGCAGCAGCUACUAUGAGUGUAACUGCAGCAGCCAGUGGAUUUGUUGUCCUUCUUCUCACUGUGACAGUGGUACAGUGUGAGAAUGGCUGGGAUGUGAGUUGCACUUCUACUGAGAUCUGUGCCGUCAGAGGAUCAACAGUGGACAUUACCUGUACCUACACAUACCCAUCCACAGUUAAUAACCAUGAUACUACAGUUCAGGAAACUUUCUGGUUCAUUAAAGAGAGUAAUUGGAUUCACGUUGAUCUAAGGACUGAUCCAGAGUAUUCAGGUCGUGUGGAGAAUCUCUGUGGAAACAACAAGUGCACUCUGAGAAUCUCUAACCUGAGAGAGAGCGACUCAGCUGUGUACAAGUUCAGGUUCAUAACAAACCAACCGAAUGGGAGUUUAACUGGUUCAGCUGGAGUCACUCUGUCAGUCACAGAUUUGCGUGUGCAGCUGAGCACAUUAGUGCAGUCUUCCUAUUUUAACCAUGCAGAGCUCAGGUGUCAGAGCAGUUGUCGUCUUCCUGAACAUCUGAACUACGUCUGGUACAAGAAUCAACAGAAGAUGAAGGAAGGAGCAUCUUAUUCAGGUUCAUUUAAAUCUACAGACAGAGUUUCCUGUGCUGUUAAAGGUCAAAAGGAUUUCUGCUCUCCGUCAAUGGUUGUAUGGAAUCAGAAUGGCUGGGUUGUGAGUUAGACUUCUACUGAGAUCUGUGCCUUCAGAGGAUCAACAGUGGACAUUACCUGUACCUGCACAUACCCAUCCAGGUCGAAUCACCGUGUUACUACAGUUCAGGAAACUUUCUGGUUCAAUGGGAUUCACGUUGAUCUAAAGACUGAUCCGGAGUAUCUCGUGUGGAGAAUCUCUGUGGAAACAACAAGUGCACUCUGAGAAUCUCUAACCUGAGAGAGAGCGACUCAGCUGUGUACAAGUUCAGGUUCACAAC
Molecule: messenger RNA, 1032 nt
Organism: Pleuronectes platessa (European plaice)
Lineage: Eukaryota; Metazoa; Chordata; Actinopteri; Pleuronectiformes; Pleuronectidae
Exons: 4
Coding region: 114-782 (222 amino acids)
Source: RefSeq, a predicted model, not a curated record